AUGACAAGUGCUCCUCCUGACGAAAAGCCGCCUCAAAAAUGGACUUCAGACGAAGUCAUUUGUUUUCUCGAAUCGAAGGUUAAUGAUUACAACUUUGAUCAAAAUGACAUUGAAAAAAUUCGAAAAGAAAAUGUAAAUGGCAAGGCCUUUCUUCGCUGGACCAUAGAAAUUCUUAUGAAUGUAUUCGGAAUAAAAUAUAAAUCUGCAAAUAGUAUUAUGGACUUAGUUGACGAGGUGAGGUUAUCUGGUUCGUUUAAAUCGUUCAGCAUUAGUACUACGGAUGAACACGCUAGUACUUUAUUAUUUGAUAGUCCAAGCCCUCGAGGAAGAUCAACUAUUGAUAAACAUCCUCUGCCUAGUAGCGGUGAUGAACUGAAACAGACAAUUGAAUGGGAAAUUAUUAAAAAGGGUGAUUGGUUAUGUAUAAUAAAAAAUUAUGGGUCGACAUUUGUUGAUCGUGAAAUUGAGGUCACAGAUAUUAUCGAUGGUAAACUCACAGUAGCUAUUGUUAUAGACGACGAGAAAAAGGGAAAGAGUGGGAUUAUUACGUUGAAAAAACUUGAAGAAUGGAUUCUUAAUGAAAUUCCUGAAAAAGAAAAAAUAACUAAACCUAAAUCGAAUCAUGCUAGUGAAAACAUAAUCGUUAAACGUGAUGAAUUUUAUAAGAAUUUCAACAUAAGAUCAAAAUACAAAAAACAAGAUAACUGUGACCUUGGGUCAUUUCCAGGAAAUAUUAUAAUAAUAUAG
Rhizophagus irregularis DAOM 181602=DAOM 197198 is the source of this 747-nucleotide messenger RNA. RefSeq lists its product as uncharacterized. NCBI's taxonomy places the organism in Eukaryota, Fungi, Glomeromycota, Glomeromycetes, Glomerales, Glomeraceae. The record is from RefSeq and is a predicted model, not a curated record.